GUCGAGCCAGAUUGCUUCUGUUGUUCGUUGUUAUCUAUAAAAAAAUCGAAAAUAAUGAAACAUUCAUUAAGAAACUGAAAGCAGCAAGUGAAGUAUGGUGGAUCUUUAAUUCAAAUAACACAUAUGUAUAAGACUUGACUUGAACUGACUCUUGGUGACAAAGAUUAUGGCUAGUCCGCGGACACGGAGAGUUCUAAGUGAACUGAAACCUAAAGAUGAGAAUAAUAGGUGUUUUGAAUGUGGUAUACAUAAUCCUCAAUGGGUUUCUGUUACAUAUGGUAUCUGGAUUUGUUUGGAAUGUUCAGGCAAGCAUAGAGGACUUGGUGUGCAUUUGUCAUUUGUUCGUUCCAUUUCGAUGGAUAAAUGGAAAGACUUAGAAUUGGAAAAAAUGAAAGUUGGCGGGAAUAAAAAUGCUCGUGAAUUCUUUGAGUCACAAUCAGAUUGGGAUGACAGUAUGUCCAUAACACAGAAAUAUAACACAAGAGCAGCAGCAUUAUACAGAGACAAGAUUGCAACAUUAGCUCAUGGGGAAACUUGGAGUCCAACUACCUCUACAGCAAAAGACUUUCAAUCUACAACAUAUAGUGGAAAUCAACAAGAUUAUUCAUCUUAUCAAGGUGAUAUGUCGAGUUCUUAUCAAAAUUUUUAUUCAAGCAACUGCAAGGCCCAAACUGAAGCUUUCUUUGCAAAGAAGCAAAAUGAAAAUGCUAAUCGUCCUGAUAAUGUUCCACCUAGUCAAGGUGGUAAGUAUGGAGGGUUUGGUUAUCAGAUGGAUCCACCACCUAAAAGUACGUCACAAGAAUUUUUUGACACUGCCGUGUCCUCUUUAGCAAGUGGAUGGUCAAUAUUCUCUUCAUCUGCCUCAAAAAUAGCAAGCAAAGCUACAGAAAAUGCUAUUAAAAUUGGAGAAAUGGCAACACAGAAGGUUCGUGAUGGUACAUUAUUGGAAGACGUUGGAGCUCAAGUUAAUAAUUUAGCUGCCAAGGUCGGAGAUUUAGGAAGAAGAGGAUGGGGCGACAUUGGAGGAACAAAUUCAAUGGAACAAAAUCAGUAUAACUCAAAAGAGAAUUACCAGAGUUCUUCUACAACAUAUCAUAAUAGUGAAGUUCAAUCUUAUUCUACGGAAAAAACGUCUUUAAUGAAAACAUCGCUAUCAAAAACUAAUAUACCAACCACAAAUUCUUCGAAGUGUGAAUGGGAUUGGGAUAAUGACGCAAAGCAAGAUAAUGACAAAGUAACCGAUACUAAAUCGACCAUGAGAAAGUCAAAAGACAAGGUUAAAGAAGAAGCUUUAAUUAACUUCGGUACUGAUAACACUGCACCAAAUUGGGAUUCGAAACUGGAAGAUGAUGCAUGGGAAAUAUUAAAAAAUUAAUUGUCAUUAAGAAAUUAGGCAAUUUUCAAUGAAGUUCAAGAUUCACGGAUGACUUUACCAUCUUAUAGAUUUUGAAUUCAUAUAAAGUAAUA
Molecule: messenger RNA, 1467 nt
Organism: Dufourea novaeangliae
Lineage: Eukaryota; Metazoa; Arthropoda; Insecta; Hymenoptera; Halictidae
Gene: ArfGAP1
Product: ADP-ribosylation factor GTPase-activating protein 1
Exons: 8
Coding region: 167-1375 (402 amino acids)
Biological process (GO): regulation of ARF protein signal transduction; regulation of endocytosis
Cellular component (GO): Golgi membrane
Molecular function (GO): GTPase activator activity
Source: RefSeq, a predicted model, not a curated record